UGAAAAUAUAAUCAAAAUACAAAAUGUUGACAUAAAAUAAGUAUAUGUUUUAAAAAACUAUAAUAAUAAAUCUCCAAUUCCCUUUUACUUCUUAUUGUUUGUUGCUUACAACUAAGUCAAAACAAAAACCAUUGAAAACAUAUUCAAAAUAAUUUUUAAGUGGCCCGCAAAAGCUUGACAAAAUUGCACGCGAAAGCUCGCCGAGGGUGAUACCCCGUAAUACCCCGUGUUUCUGAAAGUGCGUACUAACGGUUCUUGUGGACAAAAACAAUAGACUAUAAAUUCGUUAAUUUGUAAUUAAAGUUGAGUAAAAUUGUUAAAAAAAAAAAAUAAUAAUAAGAAAUAAAAAACAUUUGGUAAAAUAAGGAAGAAUUAGUGGAGAAAAAUUGCAUAUAUUUUUAAACCGGAUGGCGCUUUCGUUUCUAUCCCAAAGUUCCGGUCUGUUGGAUUUACACAGCAUAUUUGAUCCGCAAUAUUCAAUACAACAACAACAACAACCGCAUCAGCAGCAGCAACAACUGCAAAUUCAUUUAUCAUCAGACCAACAAGAACAACUACAACAACAGCGCACUUCAACGAAAUUUGAUCUAAGCAUAUUCAACGAUUUCGACCAAAUGGAAUUCAACAACAACUUGAAUCGAAAUCAUCAUAAUCAGUAUCCGAAUAAUAAUAAUAACAAUAACAGCAAUAGCAAUAAUAAUAAUAAUAAUACCAUCAACAAUAACAAUACCAAUAACAACAACAACAACAAUAUUCAUACGCACCAAACUAACGGAGAAAAUCUUAAUCAGAUCCAAAAUAAUCAUUUCAUUAGCGGCUAUCAUCAUCAGCAUAUUGGGUCGGAUUAUGAGCCAGUGAUUAACUUUGUUGAUUCACCGCCAAACUCUGAGGAAUCUUGGACAGACGGACAGUCCAAGGAUUCACCAGGACCGCAAAUUAUCGACGUGAGGACAAUUUACUCAGACAGUGGUUCGCGCAAAAGACGAAUGGAUUGGUACUCAUUGGACAUUGGUCAAAGUGAAAAUUCACCGACAACUCAAUCAGGCGAAAUACCCAAUAAGGUGGCACAUCACGAGAAAGAUAAACAUAAACGCGAAAAGCAUUCAGGUCGUAGCAGCUGGAGCGACGAUAUAGGUUUUGAUCUGAACGCUGAGUUUAACAGUAACUCGUAUUUGAACAAUGAAAACUUUUUAUCGUUCUCCCCGAGCCUGACGGCACUUAAACAGGAGCCGCAAACGGAGCAGCUCAAACCGAACGCAAAGAUAUCAUUGGAUAGCGGCAGCACCGGCUCCGCAAUUGGCAAAAGUGACAAAUCGCCAUUGGGCGAGGCAAAUCACUCACCACAGCGAGCGGGUCAGGAGAUUCCAGCAGCAGCAGCAGCAGCAGCGGCAGCGGCAUCAGGAAUUGGAGGCGGAGCACUUGUCGAAGCUGGCGGAAAGCAUGAGUUGAACACCGUCAACAUUUGUGGUUGUGGCUCGCCGCAAGGCUCGCCCACCGCAGCGGAUUUUGAAUUGAAUUGCAGUGGCAAUGGGAACGAAGCAGCAUCGGCUGAGAUAACCCGAACUGCAUCUGGCCGUGAGGCCUUUGCACAGGCGCCGCGCUCUGGACUGCAGCAGCAGCUGAGCGUUGUCGAGGCGGCCAAAAUAGAGCCCUGCCUGUCGGGCGGUGCAUCUCAUGCAGAGGAUCAUAAAUUUCAGUACAUUUUGGCCGCGGCCACCUCAAUUGCAACGAAGAACAAUGAGGAGACAUUGACAUAUCUGAAUCAGGGUCAGAGCUAUGAGAUCAAAUUGAAGAAAAUUGGAGAUUUGUCCUUCUAUCGCGAUAAGAUCUUGAAGAGCGUUAUCAAAAUCUGUUUCCAUGAGCGCCGUUUGCAGUUCAUGGAACGCGAACAGAUGCAGCAAUGGCAGGCAUCGCGUCCAGGUGAUCGAAUUAUCGAGGUAGAUGUACCAUUAUCGUAUGGCCUGUGCCAUGUGUCGCAGCCAUUGAGUGCGAACGCAUUGAAUACGGUUGAGAUCUUUUGGGAUCCAUUGAAGGAGGUCGGUGUUUACAUCAAGGUUAAUUGCAUUUCGACCGAAUUUACACCAAAGAAGCACGGUGGUGAAAAGGGUGUACCAUUUCGGCUACAAAUUGAAACCUAUAUAGAAAGCACAACAACUGCUAUUUGUAACAACAACAACAAUAACAACAACAGUAACAAUACUAAUAUCAAUAACAACAACAACAACAGCAGCUCGAGCAGCAGCAGCAACAGCAGCUCCAGUAGCAGCAAUGGCAAACAGGCCGUGCAUGCAGCUGCCUGUCAGAUAAAGGUCUUCAAGCUGAAGGGCGCCGAUCGCAAGCAUAAACAGGAUCGCGAGAAGAUCCAGAAGCGUCCGCAGUCCGAGCAGGACAAGUUUCAGCCCAGCUACGAGUGCACCAUCAUGAACGAUAUAUCAUUGGAUUUGAUAACGCCAACCACUACAACUGGCUGCUAUAGUCCUGAAUAUAUGAAAUUGUGGCCAAAUUCGCCGGUUCAUAUACCAAAAUAUGAUGGAAUGCUGCCAUUUGCCAGCAGCGCAUCACCGGCGGCCAGCAGCAGCCCAAUUGCUAUCAAUUCGGUGACAUCCACAAAUUCGCCAACAUUGAAACUGAUGGAUGCCACAAACAUGGUGUCGCCACAGCAUGUGCCAGCGGAUAUGGAUGAUUAUAAUCAGAAUAUAAUGCCAGAAUCAACGCCCGCACAAGUCACACAAUGGCUCACGCAUCAUCGUCUGACGGCCUACCUCAACACCUUUACCCAUUUCUCUGGGGCGGAUAUUAUGCGCAUGUCCAAAGAGGAUCUAAUACAAAUCUGUGGACUCGCCGACGGCAUACGCAUGUUUAAUAUAUUGCGCGCCAAAUCCAUUUCGCCUCGUCUGACGCUCUAUGCCAGCAUGGAUGGCUGCAGCUACAAUGCCAUUUACUUGCUCUCUAAUACCGCCAAGGAGCUGCAGCAGAAGAUCUAUAAGCUGCCCGGCUUCUAUGAGUUCAUGGCCAAGGGCGGCUCGUCAGGCCUCUUGGAGAAUGGUGGCAAUGUGUCAGCUGCCUCAGCAGCAGCGGCGGCGGCGGCUGCUGCCGCUCUAUGCAACAAUUGGGGCAUGCAUUCGAAAUAUUCGGGCAGCGGCUCGAACAUCUUCAACGAGGCGAACAAGAGCAGCGUCUACAUAUCGGGGCCAUCGGGCAUACUUGUCAGCGUCAGCGAUGAGGUGCUCAACAAUGAGGUGAAGGACGGCAGUCUCUAUGCCCUGGAUGUGCAGGGCGGCAAGGUUAUAUUGAAGCUGAUCAAUAAGCAGGAUAAUAAUUAAACCAAAAUUGUCUAGUGAAGCUUCAGAACUAGUUGUAGAAAUUCUAUUGUUGCCUGGUACAAACAGAUUAACCAUGAUAAAGAAAAGUACAGUUAUUUAGCAUUUAAAUCGAGCUAUAUCAAACAAAUGUUAUGAAUAAUACACACGCAUAUUACAGUUCUUUUUCACACACACAUACACACACAGGGCCAUACAUACAAAUAUCUAUGUAUGCUCCUAUUUCUAUAUAAGUUUCAAUUUGUAUGAGAUUUCGCGCAGCAAUUUUGAACAAGUAGCCACAUUUUCUUUAAGAGUUUCUAUUCUUAUCCCUGCUUGCGUUCCCAUUUGAUCCGACAAAAUUAAAAACAAAAAUUGCAAGAAUAUUUCAUUUUAAAUUUGCAUUUGAUUUCGUUUCAAAUAUUUUCUUUUCUUAUGCUGCAUGUUUUAAGUUGUAAGCUUUAUUAUUUUAUUCUUUAAACCUUUAUAUAUAUGUAUACACCAUAUAUCACAUACAGCAAGAAGAUAUAUACAUAUAAAUAUGAAAAAGUUAAAGUAGAAACAAAAUAAAAAAUCACAAAAAAAAUAUUAUAAAAGAAAAAAAAAAAACGAUAAAAAAAAUCAGCAAAUUAUUACACACAGACACCUAUAUAAUUAAUUAAUUGAAAGUACAGUACCACAAAAUCGAGCAUUGGAGCAAAAAAUGUUGGAUAAUUGAAAUCAGCUAACAACCAAACAAGAUCUAUUGUUUUAACAAAUUUUAUCCAUUGUAUGUGAUAAAAAGCAAUAAAGAGUUAUCCAAGAGUGGACUGUCAAAAAAAAAUAA
Molecule: messenger RNA, 4125 nt
Organism: Drosophila mojavensis
Lineage: Eukaryota; Metazoa; Arthropoda; Insecta; Diptera; Drosophilidae
Gene: gem
Product: upstream-binding protein 1
Exons: 14
Coding region: 408-3323 (971 amino acids)
Biological process (GO): regulation of transcription by RNA polymerase II
Cellular component (GO): nucleus
Molecular function (GO): RNA polymerase II cis-regulatory region sequence-specific DNA binding; DNA-binding transcription activator activity, RNA polymerase II-specific
Source: RefSeq, a predicted model, not a curated record